This is a messenger RNA of Monomorium pharaonis (pharaoh ant), 5336 nucleotides long. RefSeq names its product exportin-5 (gene Ranbp21). Lineage: Eukaryota; Metazoa; Arthropoda; Insecta; Hymenoptera; Formicidae. The coding region runs from base 1 to 3648 and encodes 1215 amino acids. Gene Ontology annotation, molecular function: small GTPase binding; nuclear export signal receptor activity; RNA binding. The record is from RefSeq and is a predicted model, not a curated record. The transcript is spliced from 8 exons. Gene Ontology annotation, cellular component: RNA nuclear export complex; nucleus; cytoplasm. Gene Ontology annotation, biological process: protein export from nucleus; RNA export from nucleus.
AUGGAGUUCGGAGUAGGCGAUGUCGCCCAGAUAUCGGCAGAAUUGGCUCGAAUGGUCGAGAUGAUGAUGUCACCAGGCAUAUCUCAGCCACAACGGCUGGAUAUGUACAACGCUCUUGAAAGAUUCAAAGAAUCUUCGCCGUUGUGCGCACAAUGUGGUUUGUAUCUGGCACAGAAAUCACCUGACAGAAGCUCAGUGGUACGCCACUUUGGUCUACAGUUAAUGGAGCACUGCGUGAAAUAUCGGUGGACACAAAUCUCGCAAUCAGAAAAAAUUUUCAUUAAGGAAAACGCAAUGAAAUUACUUCAAGAGGGUACUCAACCGCUGCUGCAGGAAGAGGCGCAUAUAAAAGACGCUCUGUCGCGCGUCGUAGUUGAGAUGAUAAAGCGAGAAUGGCCCCAGCAAUGGCCCACACUGCUGGCUGAGCUCAGCCAAGCCUGCACGCAAGGCGAGAGUCAAACCGAAUUGGUCCUACUGGUAUUUCUCAGAUUGGUGGAGGAUGUGGCACUCCUGCAGACGCUUGAAUCUAAUCAGAGAAGGAAAGACAUAUAUCAGGCCUUGACUACGAACAUGGCCGAAAUUUUUAGCUUUUUUCUAAGACUAAUGGAGCAACACUUUGCCGAGUUUCAGAAGAAAAGUGCCUUAGGACAGACGUCCGAAGCCGCGGCACAUAGUAAAGUCGUUCAAGUAGUACUGUCCACGUUGACUGGAUUCGUUGAGUGGGUUUCGAUAAAUCACAUAAUGGCCGAGAAGGGAAGAUUAUUACAGAUACUGUGCCUCCUAUUAGGAGAUCCUAUAUUUCAGUGUUCCGCCGCCGAAUGCUUGCUUCAGAUUGUAAAUCGUAAAGGCAAGGCUGAAGAUCGAAAGCAACUGAUGAUUCUGUUCUCGGAAGAGGCUUUGAGGUUUAUUUAUACCGCGGCCACUGCUCCACCACCUCUCACUGGACCUACGAAUUGCCACGAAAAUCACUACUUAUUUCUGAAGAAGCUCACACAAGUACUGACUGGCAUGGCGACGCAACUUUGUGCCCUGUGGGGAAAAGAUGAUGCUUCUAGCAUACGGCCGGCGCAUUUCAAUCUCUUUCUGGACACCGUUCUCACGUUUACCAUGUAUCAAAGCCUGACGCUCACACAUUUAGCGAACGCGAUUUGGGUGAUGCUGUUUAAGCAUGAACAAAUUAAGACAGAUUCGCUGCUGCUUACGUACGUGCCCAAGUACGUCGAACACACUGCACCCAAAUUAAUCCGCGUUACGUAUCCACACGGUAGACAGAGCAACGGUAUGACCACGUAUUGUCUUGUCGAUUACGACUCGGAGGAGGAGUUCAACGUCUUUCUCCAUCGCUUCAGAAUGGACUUAUUAGAAGGAUUUAGACACGCGACUAUGGUCGCACCUUUGGUGACAUUUACGUACGUGCAACAAUGGUUGACUGCAAAAAUCACAAAGGGUAUGGCAAACCUGCAAUACAAGAGCGAUCAGAACGAGCGAGAAUAUCUUGAAUGGGAGGCUCUUGCGCAAGCAUUAGAUUCCGUUGUGUCCAGAAUCUUGCUAAUCAAUGAGCGUCCAAGCGUGCAAACUGGUCUACAACUGUUGGAAUUGUGUUUGGGUUAUUCACCGCAAGAUCCUUGGCUUCUGUCUGCUCUGUUGUCCUGUAUAAGCGCCCUCUUCGUGUUUCUGUCGAUGUCGACUGGUUCGAUGGCCAUGCCAGGUGUUGCUAUUCUACCACGCGUCCUCGAGAAAAUUUUUGCUGCGUUGGUAUUCGAGGCGCCCGGCGAGAACGAGCGCAAUCGUUCACGAGCGGCCAAAAACGUGCGACGACAUGCGGCUAGCCUUAUGGUGAAGAUUAGUAUUAAGUAUCCGUUAUUACUGCUACCAGUAUUUGACCAGAUACACACGAUGGUACGCAGUCUGACCCAAGAGCCAAGCCCGUUGUCUCGAAUGGAGAGUGUCACGCUAUACGAGGCACUGCUGCUCAUCUCCAAUCACUUCUGCGAUUACGAAAGACAAACUCGAUUUGUCACGGAGGUGAUCGGCAAUACGUCCAGAAAGUUUAUCGCGCUGGGCACAGAAUGGUUCAAGGGACCGUUAGAGCUUAUGCGAUUCGUGGGACUAGACAGACCACCGAUGGAGAACGUGCUGGAAGAUCCAGCCCGGCAUAAUCGUAGCGAUCUCAUGAUGUGUAUCUGCACUGUUCUGAGUGUGGUUAAACGAUGCUCAAUUCCAGAAGAUCCUGAUCGUGCAGCCCGAGGUGGUUUCGUGGCCGCACUCAGCGAAAGCGGUAAUCCAGUAUAUCGAAAUCCAGCAACACCUCAUGUGAUCCCCAUUUUGCCAACGCUUUUCGCACUACUUCGAACAAUGAAUGGUCUUUUUAGUCAUGCUGCCCUUGCCACUCUAUCUGAGGGCUACAAAAAUGCUCAUGGACUUUUGGAAUCAGAGAAGGCGAAUCUUCUUGGUAUAAAUGUAACCAAUGACAAUAAUAGUGAAACGGACCAGGUCUCAAGCACAUCUCUGGUUCGAAUGCAAUCAUUCCUGAGUUCAAUUCAUGAUCAGUGUUACCAUAUGUUGGGUAGUGGUUGUCACAUGAUUGGUCGAGAUUUUUAUCAAUUACCUGGACUUGCACCGGCUUUAUUGAAUUCGGUUUUCUCGAAUAUGGAGGUGAUUCCAGAUUAUAGACUACGGCCAAUUAUACGCGUAUUCAUGAAGCCGUUUAUAUACUCGUGUCCACCGGCUUUUUAUGAGAGCGUACUAGUACCUGUACUGGCUCAUGUAUCCACACAUAUGUGCCAAAGAUUAAGCGCAAAGUGGCAGUAUAUAGCACAUCUUUACGAGUCCGGCGGUCUAGAUGAAGAAAAUACCGACACGCAAGAAGUUAUUGACGACAUGCUCAAUAGGAAUUUGACCAGAGAUUUCGUGGAUGUAUUAAAAGUGGCUCUGGUCGGCGGAGCCGCUAGUGACGCUGCUCCUCCAGACACCAUGGAACAAGACAGCGGGGGAAUGGCAGUGGAUCCACCUCUCUCGCGUGGAAACAGCAUUGUCGCCGAAGUCGUCAGCGAGCUCGGGACUUUCGUUUUGCGUCAUCCGUCCACUUGUCAGAGCGUCGUCCUAUGCGUACUAGGAGCGCUCGCAUGGAACGACUCAAAUGCAAGUCUCAAGGCUACAAUGUUGACUGGACCCGUAGUGCGAGCGCUGGCGGCUGAUGGCAGUCUUACUCCUUCAAUGGCAGCACACAUCAUGGUAGCUGUUCUGCAAGGUUUACAAUUGCAUGGUCAACACGAAGCCAAUCAGGGUUCCCUUAUCACUCUGGGCGCGCAGGUUUACGAGUGUCUCAGACCCAAGUUUCCAAAUAUCAUUGAAGUGAUGCAACAAAUCCCAGGGAUCAAUCCUGCCGACUUGCAACGCUUUGAUGAGAAAAUGUCGGUGGUUAGCACGAAAGGCAAUAAGGUGGAGAAGGGAAAGAAAGAUCUCUUCAAAAAAAUUACUAAUCAGCUUAUUGGCAGAAGCGUAGGUCAAUUGUUCCGUAAAGAAGUCAAAAUAGACAAUUUACCCCGGAUAGAGGUGUCCGGUAAGCCUCAACCAGUGCGCGUGGAUGAGAUUUCGAAGAAUGCCACUGAUACGGGAAUAACAGCACUAUUUGCUGGAUCUACGUAGCAGAUAAUUUUAGAAAACCACAUUUUGGAUAGCUGGUCUAACUCAAUAAGUAAUUAUAAGUUAUUGUAAAAAAGUAUCUUCUCAAGGAUGGCCAUACGGUGGCGCAGAAAAAGAACAUUCGAUUCAAAACUACUGAAAUAGCAAAUUUCUUUUUAAGAAAAUUCACAAGUUUCUUUACGGGAACUCACAGCCAUAAUAAGCCGUAUUGAAGUGUGCGCGGUAUCAUCUCGAUUUAUACGCAAAUUGCAAAUUUCAGAUAUUAUCUUUUAUUUAUAUUAACUGUAUUCCUUUAAAAAGUGUUUUUAAAAAGACGUGUGAUAGAAAGGGAAAAGUAAUGACACACGAAUUUUAAGAAAAUUGCAAUUGCUUUGUAAAAACUCGAGGUAAUACCUCCGGAAUCCUCGGGCAUAUCGAUGCCUGAUCACUCCAAUUAUUAGGUGCUGCAAAUUAAAUCUCGGAUUAUAAGUUAUAAAUACAUCUAUUUUAUAGUACACUUAUGCAAUGAUUCGUUUAUUUUAACCUUGAUUUAUCUGGAUCGAUAAUAAUGCGACAUGCACUUUAUUGAAAGAGAUACAUUAGCAAUAAUAUAUAAUAAUAAAAAUAAACAGAUUUUUAUAAUUCCAAUUUUUGUUUAGAAGAAAAGUAAUUGAUUGUUAUUAUUAUAAAAUAUAUGUUCCUUCUAAUUAAGUACGUGUACAUUAAUCAUUAUCGAUUUGAUAAAUCAGAACUACUAUCAGAGUCAACAAAUCAUUGCAUGGCAGUGUACAUAAAUGUUUAUGAGCAAUCAGGGAAAUAUUUCUGCACUUUCUUCACUCUGAACUUAAUUGAUAAAUUUUAAACUGACGAAGAUGCAACAUUAUACGCUUCGCGAUAUAAAUAUAGACAACUUUUUUACACUGCACGCGUUCUGUCUUUCUCUCGUUACUCUUAUUUAUUAUAAUUAAUUUUAAAGACUCGCGUAGAAGGAAGAACAGUUGAUAUCGUUCGUGUUUGCAUUUCAUAUUGUUAUAUUCAGGAAUAUUCGAUAUCUUUUAGGUAGCGAUAGAAAUUUUUCUUAUACAUUAUCAACUGUUCAAUGUCUAUUUCCCAACUUUUUUAUUAAAAAUUUCAAACGUAUCAUAUAAUGCCGCUUCUUUCGUGGUAAAUAUACGUGUAAACGUGUAAAAAUUCGUCGAGAUUGUGGAAAAAUUUUACAAUGAAACAUAAGGGACUAUUGUGAUAAGAUUAAUAUACAAUGAGAAAAUGUUACAAUAUAGGUGAAAGCAAACACGUCUCGAGAACCACAAAGUGAAUUUAAUUACUUGGUAUAAUCGAAGAAAGAAGAGAACCGAUAUGCGAGUCCGAGCUGUGACUGAUGUGUGCUAAAACGAACACUAUAAUAUAUUUAUUAUUUUCUUUUUUUUUGCUACUUUUUCUAAAUUAUGUCUUCGAAGUCCGUAGAGUUUGUAGUACGUUUUGGCCCGUACUCUUUAGCUUUUUUAUUUUCAUCAGUACUUAAAACAGAAUAAAUGCUUUACGGUUUAAAAAUAGAAAGAAAUAGAAACUUAUGGAAAAAGCUAAAAAAACCAUAUUUGUUGUAUUAUACUACGCUGAGGAUUUCGAAGUAUAGAGUUUAUUACAUUAGUGUCUCAUAUAUAUAUAUACAUAUUGUACAAUAAAAUCUUAUAAUGGUUGAGCUUAUACCAGAA